This is a messenger RNA of Acytostelium subglobosum LB1, 1317 nucleotides long. RefSeq lists its product as hypothetical. Gene Ontology annotation, molecular function: protein binding. The record is from RefSeq and is a predicted model, not a curated record. NCBI's taxonomy places the organism in Eukaryota, Evosea, Eumycetozoa, Acytosteliales, Acytosteliaceae. The transcript has a single exon. The coding region runs from base 1 to 1317 and encodes 438 amino acids.
AUGGCAACAUCAUACGUGAAGAUGAAUGAAUCAUCUGAUGCUGUAACAGAGAGAUUCCGUCAACUUCAUGAACUACUAGUUAUUGAGGAGCACCGUAUCAAGUCACCAAUCAUUGAUCAAAUGAGAUGUACAAUGGACUCCAUCAGCACAAUGAAUCAGGAGGUCACUAGGAUCACAACAGUGAUCACCUCCUCACAAGAGCAAUCACCAAAUCAUGUUAACAAUAUUGAUAAUAGUGAUGAAAUGGACGAGGAUCAGCUUAUCAAAUCAAUCAACUCAUCGUCAACAAUUGAUCAAUUCAUCCAACCCAACGUCGAAUCAAUCAACAUAAGCAAUGAUGGUCAACUACUCAAUGCUGUCCAACAUUGUGAGCGACUAGCAAGUGCACCGACCCAAACAAGUGGACUCGAGAAACCACGAAUCGUCCACAUUGACAACAGUGUUAACAAGGUUAUCAAGAUGAACAUUACCGCAUGUGUAAGGAUAAUUGGUGCAGUCGAGUUCAACAAUCAUUACUUCGCUAUCUGUGAAAAUGUAUGCACAAUGACACAUCCGGAGAAGGAGAUUGACAUUGUCAUCGAAGGGUACAAGGCCAGGGAAGGCACCCCCACCAGUGCAGUAUACGCUCGUGACAAUGUCUACUUGUUUGGAGGAAAAGAUGCUAGCAACUCAUACUCGCGAUUCAAUCUGCCCGAGAGGGAAUGGUACCAGAACACUCCCUUCACUGAGGGCACAGCUGGAGGAAACUAUCUUUCGGCGUGUUUCGAUGGCCACCGUUACAUCUACUUAGUAGGCGGAUUCUCCAAUGAUCAAUUCACGGAUCACAUUGAUCGUUUUGAUAUCUACACCCAGAAGUUCAGCCCUGUUUCAUCACUUCCAGCCAAGGUAAUAGCAUCAGUGGUCUUCUUCCUCGACUCCAAACUCUACAUUGUAGGUGGACUCUACGCACGCGACGCCCAACAUCAGGCCAUCCAAGUGUUUGACUUGGCCACUGGACAACUAUCCACUCACUGUGAUGCAUUGGAGAUUAGUGAAUACCUGUCAAGUUGUUUCGAUGGCACUGAUUUGGUCUAUGUCCUGUCGAAAUCUGCAUUCAUCAGAGUAUCACUGGCUACAAAGGAGCAAACAAGACUUGCUCAGCCAUCCAAAGGUGGAAGACAUAGAUUGUUCUAUGAUAAUGGAAGGAUAUUGUUGUUACUCGGUAAAGGUCAUAACAUGGAGUAUAACAAGGACUCGGAUAAUUGGACAAAUCUGGAUGACAAGUAUUGUUCGCUUGAUGUAAGGGCACUCAGAGCCAUGUGCAUCAUCAGAGACUAA